ACCGUCACACACCAUGGGAUUUAAGGUAAUUGCACUCGCCGCCCUUGUGGUUGUCGCCCUCGCUCGCCCUGAGAACAUACCGCCCUAUGGUUAUGGCGGAACAACGCCCUCUUCAGGACCUGCCAAGUACGACUUCAACUACGCCGUCAACGACCCACCAUCUGGCAACGACUUCGGUCAUCAGGAGGCCCGAGAUGGCCCCAACACUCAGGGUUCCUACUACGUCCUCCUUCCCGACGGUCGUCUUCAGAGGGUCACCUACACUGGGACUUUAAGAAGUCGGUAUUUAGACCAGUAUCAAUUAAUAACACUAGUGUCAACCUGGAUAGCCUGGGAACCCUUGAAAUGUGAGAUUUGCUGUCGCUAA
Molecule: messenger RNA, 367 nt
Organism: Penaeus vannamei (Pacific white shrimp)
Lineage: Eukaryota; Metazoa; Arthropoda; Malacostraca; Decapoda; Penaeidae
Source: RefSeq, a predicted model, not a curated record